This is a messenger RNA of Lotus japonicus, 725 nucleotides long. RefSeq lists its product as uncharacterized. The transcript has 3 exons. Lineage: Eukaryota; Viridiplantae; Streptophyta; Magnoliopsida; Fabales; Fabaceae. Bases 27 to 719 code for a protein of 230 amino acids. Gene Ontology annotation, molecular function: nucleic acid binding; zinc ion binding. The record is from RefSeq and is a predicted model, not a curated record.
CUGAUUCAUUACAAUCUAUCCCUGCUAUGGAGGUUGAUACUGAUAGAAUGAAAAUGCUGCGUAGAGGUGUAAUUUCUGCUGCAUGCAACUUUCUGAGUGAAUAUGGUGCUGAUGACUCUUCUGAUUUCUCAAAUGUUAUCGAGGACAUAUACAAGCUUGUCAUGAAAUUUCAGAAACGUCGCCAUCCCAAUUCUGCUGCAACCAAUUUAUUUGUCAUUGGUGACCCAGCUGUUGUCAAAACAAAGGGCGCUCCACGGAAGAAGAAGUAUAAGAAGACGAAAAGGCUAUGCUCUAAUUGCAGAAAGGGUGGCCACACAAUCAGGACAUGUCCUACAUUAUUUGAGGGUAAUGAAGUUGGAGAAAGUUUUGCAGAUGCUGAAGAAGAUGAAGAUUCAUCUGUUGAAAUUGAUGGUGAUAACACUGCUGAUACUCCCGUGCCAUCAUUAGGAGGAGAUAAUGGAGGGCCCAGUUCAAUGAGUACAGUCAAAGCCAAAAGAAAGGUGGGAGAUAGAAGAACCCAAAAGGAUGUUAAACGCAACACUGGAAGUUCCCAAGCUAUGGUGUCACCAACUAUUGAGCAACCUCAAGCUGAUAUUGAAGCCCCUCCAAUGAGUUUCCCAAGUGGGUUCAAUUUGUUUCCCCAAUUCCCUGCGAGCCAGAUUUUACAAUCUUUCCAUCCUUUUGCUUCAUACCAGCAAUCGCCUUAUGGCACUCAGUAGAAGACU